GGCGUCACUUCCGUUUCCUGCCGCGCGCGGCCAUUUUCACUGCUGCGGCGCGACUUUCCGGCCGUGUCGCGCGCUCCCGCUCUGACGUCAGCUGCGCCCUCUGAGUGGUGGCGAGACCGCCGAGUCGCCGCGAUGACUGAGGCUGAUGUAAAUCCGAAGGCCUACCCCCUCGCAGACGCCCACCUCACCAAGAAACUACUGGACCUUGUUCAGCAGUCAUGUAACUACAAGCAGCUUCGGAAAGGAGCUAAUGAAGCCACCAAAACCCUCAACAGAGGCAUCUCUGAGUUCAUCGUGAUGGCUGCAGACGCUGAGCCUCUGGAGAUCAUCCUGCACCUUCCGCUGCUGUGUGAGGAUAAGAACGUGCCCUACGUGUUUGUGCGCUCCAAGCAGGCCCUGGGCCGGGCCUGUGGGGUCUCCAGGCCCGUCAUCGCCUGUUCUGUCACCAUCAAAGAAGGCUCACAGCUGAAGCAGCAGAUCCAGUCCAUUCAGCAGUCCAUUGAAAGGCUCUUAGUCUAAGCCUGCGGCCUGUGCCCCACUCCUCACUAAGUCCUCCCCCGGGGGCGUGGAUCAUAUUGUCCCUGUUAGCAUGUAGUGCCUCCAGCCACCUCUCCUGUUAAUAUUAGAGUACUAAAUCUGGGGUUUGCAUUUUUAUAUUAUUUUUGUUUUACGGGUCGAUAUCCAUAUAUUAAUCCCCCACCCAGCCCAAUCUCCCAUUCUACUCUCUCUGCCGUCUUACCCUCCUUUUUGAAAAAUGAACUAAUGCCAAGAACAGGCGGAGACAGAGUGGUGACACCAUUCAAAGGUAGGGAAGAGCCAGGACCGAGCUCUGGUUCCAGCCUUCAGGCGCUAACUUCCCGUUGUGUGCAGGACAUGAUGGAUGUAUACACUGUUCACUUUGUAUCCCUCCUGCCUGGUGUACAAAUCCAUUCCAUAAGUGUUUGCUCUCUGUGGCGAUUGUGUAACACUUGAGGAGAAAGCAUGUGUCCUGUGAGGUUUUUAGGUGUAUGUCCAAGUGUCAUGUGCUAAUCUGCCCCUGCCGUUUGCUUCAGUGAUGUGAUGUCCCCCCUCCCCCCACUCCUAACCAUGCCCCUGAGGGCGGCAGCAUAACCAAAGCUGUGCUGCGGAAUUCCAGAGGCUGUCUGGGCAAGUUAGACGUGGGGCAGUUGACCUAGAUCUUGAAGGAGUCCGGAGCGGCAAGAACAAAGAGGGUCAACUGAUGCUGGAAUGAAGAACAGGCAAGGCCUGGAGGCCUGACUGGAAGCCACAGCAGAGAUGCUGGAGUCCAGGGAACGUCCUCGCUGGGGAAUGGAGGGGUCUCUGGGGACAGCCGGUACCAGCUUGGAGAGCCCUUCCCCGUUCCCCGCCACCGCGUGGGUCAGAUGUACGUAUUCUUUCUCACACCAGAAGGACAGUGCUAGUGUGCCGGUCUUGUGCGCAUCCUAAUAAAGAAAUAAUAUUCCUAUUCCGA
Molecule: messenger RNA, 1471 nt
Organism: Suricata suricatta (meerkat)
Lineage: Eukaryota; Metazoa; Chordata; Mammalia; Carnivora; Herpestidae
Gene: SNU13
Product: small nuclear ribonucleoprotein 13
Exons: 3
Coding region: 133-519 (128 amino acids)
Biological process (GO): maturation of SSU-rRNA; mRNA splicing, via spliceosome; ribosome biogenesis
Cellular component (GO): box C/D methylation guide snoRNP complex; precatalytic spliceosome; small-subunit processome
Molecular function (GO): RNA binding
Source: RefSeq, a predicted model, not a curated record